Messenger RNA from Aspergillus wentii DTO 134E9, 870 nucleotides. Its product is annotated as chorismate mutase ARO7. Lineage: Eukaryota; Fungi; Ascomycota; Eurotiomycetes; Eurotiales; Aspergillaceae. The coding region runs from base 1 to 870 and encodes 289 amino acids. The record is from RefSeq and is a predicted model, not a curated record. Gene Ontology annotation, biological process: chorismate metabolic process; aromatic amino acid biosynthetic process. Gene Ontology annotation, molecular function: chorismate mutase activity. The transcript is spliced from 3 exons. Gene Ontology annotation, cellular component: cytoplasm.
AUGGACACCGCCAUUGAUCUUUCGAACGCCUCCAAGGCCUUGGAUCUCGCCAACAUCCGCUUCCAAUUAAUAUCUUGCGUUUGGGUUACCCCCGCAGAACGCAACUUCCGUCCAGUUGCUGACAACCUCGGGUUUGACAGCCGCCUUGAGGAUACAAUCACCUUCCACCUGAUUGAGCGGGUUCAAUUCCCGCAUAACAAGACCAUCUAUGUCCCCGGCGGUGUCUCCAUCCCCGGCAGUGAUCUGAGCUUGCUGGAUUACUUGCUGCGGGAACAGGAACGUCUGCAGUCGCGUGUUCGACGUUACGAAUCGCCCGACGAGUACGCUUUCUUCCCCGAUGUGCUCGAGAAACCUAUCUUGCAGCCGUUGGAAUACCCUAAGAUUCUGCACGACAAUGACGUGUGCGUGAACGAGACUAUCAAGCAGCGCUACGCGGAGGAGAUUAUCCCGGCUAUCUGCCCCCAGUUUGGACGGGAGGAUCGUGGCGAGGGACAAGAGAACUACGGAUCGGCUGCUACGUGCGAUGUUAACUGUUUGCAGGCGCUCUCGCGUCGCAUUCACUUUGGCAAGUUUGUGGCCGAGUCCAAGUUUCAGUCAGAGACUGAGAAGUUUGUGAAAUUGAUCAAGGCGGAGGAUCGCGAGGGGAUCGAUGCCGCCAUUACCAAUGCUGCGGUUGAGAAGAAGGUCCUGGAGAGACUGGGGUUGAAGGCCAAGACUUACGGCACUGAUCCUGCUUUCCCUGAGGAAUCGGGUCAGAAGAUCAAUGUCGAUGCGGUUGUGGCCAUGUAUAAGGAAUGCGUCAUCCCUCUGACCAAGGUGGUGGAGGUUGAAUAUCUCAUGCAGCGCUUGAAGGGAACCGAAUGGGAAUAA